AUGUGUGAAUGUAAAAAGACCUUUAGGAGUAAGGAAAGACUUAAAGUACAUCAGAGAGUUCAUACUGCAGAGAUGCUUUAUGAAUGUAAGCAGUGUGGGAAGACUUUCACAUUCAACUCACAGCUUAUUCAACAUCAAAAAAUUCAUACUGGAGAAAAACCUUAUAGAUGUAGGGAAUGUGGAAAGGCCUUCAUAAGAAAGGCACAUUUAAUUGAAUGUGGGAAGGCCUUCAGGACAAAAGCAGGUCAUACUGAGCAUGAGAGAAUUCAUACUGGAGAUCAACCUUGCAAAUGUAAUGAAUGUGGGAAGACCUUCACGCGUAACUCAAAACUUAAACUGCAUGAGAGAAUUCAUACUGCAGAGAAACCUCAUGCAUGUGGUGAAUGUGGAAAGGCCUUUAAGAGUAAAACACAAUUUACUGUGCAUCAGAAAAUUCAUAUUGGAGACAUUCUUUUUGAAUGUAAGGAGUGUGGGAAGGCUUUCCUGUAUAAGUCAGAACUUAUUCGACAUCAAAGAGUUCAUACUGGAGAGAAACCUUAUGAAUGUGGUCAAUGUCAGAAGGCUUUCCAGACAAUGGCAUCUCUUACUGUGCAUCAGAAAAUUCAUUUUGGAGACAUUGUUUAUGAAUGUAAAGAAUGUGGGAAGGCUUUCCUCUACAGCUCAGAUCUUACUCGACAUAAAAAAAUUCAUACUAGAGAGAAACGUUAUGAAUGUAGUGAAUGUGGGAGGGCCUUCAGGAUUAAGUCAGAGCUUACUGUGCAUCAGAGAAUUCAUACUGGAGAGAACCUUUAUGAUUGUAAGGAGUGUGGGAAGGCUUUCCUCUACAACUUUCAGCUUAUUCGACAUCAAAAAAUUCAUACUCGAGAAAAACCUUAUGAAUGUAGGGAAUGUGGAAAGGCCUUCACAAGAAAGGCACAUCUUAAUGUGCAUCAGCGAAUUCAUAUUGUAAUUUCCUUUUUGAAUGCCUUUGGGACAAAAGCAGGUCAUACUGGGCAUCAGAGAAUUCAUACUGGAUAUCAACCUUGCAAAUGUAGUGAAUGUGGGAAGACCUUCAUGCGUAACUCGAAACUUACAAAAAUUCAUAUUGGAGACAUUCUUUUUGAAUGUAAGGAGUGUGGGAAGGCUUUCCUGUAUAAAUCAGAACUUAUUCGGCAUCAAAGAGUUCAUACUGGAGAAAAACCUUAUGAAUGUGAUCAAUGUCAGAAGGCUUUCCAGAGAAAGGCGUCUCUUACUGUGCAUCAGAAAAUUCAUUCUUGA
Molecule: messenger RNA, 1257 nt
Organism: Phascolarctos cinereus (koala)
Lineage: Eukaryota; Metazoa; Chordata; Mammalia; Diprotodontia; Phascolarctidae
Source: RefSeq, a predicted model, not a curated record